ACAGCAAGGCGCGCCUCGUUUCGUUCUAAAGUCUCGUCACAUCCGUGUCGCGCGUGUUACGCCUAAACGGUAAGUGCGUCCGUAAGUGGAGUCGUCGCGCAAAAAACAGGUCUCGCUAGUUGCCAUUUCUAGCGGCUAGUUGGCUCUCCCAGCCAGACAGACAGCGCAAGUGUUCUCUCCAAACUCUGAUUGUACGCGAGAUAGGCCAUCGCAACCGAGGAGGCCAUCGUGUCGCGAUAAUGCCUCACCGACAGCAGUGCACCGCCAAUGGAGCUCGUGGUAACAUCGGUCAUCAGUUUGGGCGUGCUGCUUGCAACGCUCUGUCUGUGCGUGUACCUGCUCGUGGUGCGUAAGUAUUCCUACUGGCGAUCGUACCAUGUACCGUACGUCGAGCCGGAGCUGCCGUACGGCAACUUCAAGGAGAUGGGCAAAUCGAUCCAUCCGGCUCACCUCAGCCAACGGUUUUACGAGCAGUACAAAGCAGUGCCUGGUAGUCCCGGUUUUGUGGGGCUGUACAUCUUUCUCAACCCGGUGCUGCUCGUUACGGAUCUGAAGCUAGCGAAACGCAUUCUGAUCGAAGACUUCCAUCACUUCCCCGACCGGGGUGUGUACUUCAACGAGAAGGAUGAUCCUCUGUCGGCGCAUCUCUUCGCGAUCGAGGGGCAACGGUGGAAGGACCUGAGGGCGAAGAUCACACCCACCUUCACAAGUGGGCGUAUGAAGGCGGCAUUCCCACUAGUGCUCGGCAUUGCCGAGCAGUUCUGUGGCUUUCUGCGCGAACAGUACACGUCGGACGAUGUGGUGGAGGUACGCGAUCUUAUGGCACGCUUCACGACGGACGUGAUCGGUUCGUACGCGUUCGGGCUGGAGUUGAACAGCUUCCGGGAUCCGCAGAACGAGUUCCGGCGCAUCGGGCGCAAACACUUCGACACACCGCGCAACCAUCCGCUCAAAGUGUUUAUCAUGAAAACGUUCCGCGGGCUGGCGAACCGGCUCGGGCUGAAGCUGCUGCACGACGAUGUGGCCGCCUUCUUCCAGAGCGUGAUCCGCGAGACGAUCCACCAUCGGGAGGGGCACGGUGUGCGGCGGAACGAUUUUCUCGACCUGCUGAUAAGGCUGAAGAACACGGGCUCGCUGGAGGGCUCGCACGAGAUAGUGGGCCGGCUUUCGGGUGACGAAAUUGCGGCACAAGCGUUCAUCUUCUUUACCGCCGGCUUCGAGACGUCGUCCAGUGCGAUGACCUACACGCUGUACGAGCUGGCGCUAAAUCAGGAAGCACAGCGGAAGGCCCGGGAGUGUGUGCUCGAGGCGCUCGCGAAGCAUGACGGAGUUGUGUCGUACGAAUCGUCCAAAAAUAUGCUAUAUUUAGAUCAGUGCAUCUAUGAAACUCUUCGCAAGUACCCGCCGGUGGCAAUAUUGGAGCGAAUCGUCACCAAACCGUACCGCAUUCCGGACACCAGCGUAACACUUCACCCGGGGAUGAAGAUCAUGAUUCCGGCGUACGCGAUUCACCACGAUCCGGACAUCUAUCCCGAGCCGGCCACGUACGACCCGGAUCGGUUCACACCGGAACGGAUGGCACGGCGUGAUCCCUGUGCCUAUCUGCCGUUCGGGGAGGGUCCCCGGAUAUGCAUUGGGCUGCGGUUUGGCAUGAUGCAGGCACGGAUCGGGCUGGCACUGCUGCUGAAACACUUCCAAGUGCUGCCCUGUAAGGAGACGGACGUGCCCUUAACCUACUCCCCGAGGGCGUUCGUGCUGACACCGGUUAAUGGCGUGCGGUUGCGGUUGGUUAAGUACGAUGCGCACGGUGCAGCGGAAGGAAAUUAGUGACGUUGAAGGGAAGUCACUUAGGAGGUAAAGAUGGGAAAUGUUAAAAACAGUAAUGAAAUUCCAUGUGUGAAACGCGUAGCCAAUUCAAUUCAAUAUUCCAUAUAGCUUGUUAAACAGAUAAACUUAAUAAAAUAUCAAAAAUAUUAAGAACAAACG
Messenger RNA from Anopheles gambiae (African malaria mosquito), 1986 nucleotides. RefSeq names its product probable cytochrome P450 6a18. Gene Ontology annotation, molecular function: monooxygenase activity; heme binding; oxidoreductase activity, acting on paired donors, with incorporation or reduction of molecular oxygen. The record is from RefSeq and is a predicted model, not a curated record. The coding region runs from base 268 to 1827 and encodes 519 amino acids. Lineage: Eukaryota; Metazoa; Arthropoda; Insecta; Diptera; Culicidae. The transcript is spliced from 2 exons.